AUGAGAGAGAGGAUUUAUAGGGAAUUCACUUGUGAGAGAGGAAUAAUGCUUUCUUCCGAGGUACUGGAAUACUUGGAGGAAAACAUCAAGGACGAGGUAAUGCUGAAGGCCAUAUCUUCAGAAUACAAAAGAAGAAACGGGCAGAGGCUUGCAGACAUAUGCUCAAUCCGAGAGGUUGCCGAGUCUUUUAAUAUCAAGAAAGAUGCUUAUAAUAUUUUGAACCAGGAAUUCAAGGAGAAAAAUGAGCUAUUGAAGUACAGGAAUCUCCUAUCAAGGAUAGAGAGAAUGGUUCAGCCCAUAUACCUACUAGGUGAGGAGUAUGCCACGAUUUUUGGAUGUUAUUACAAAGAUAGAAACGGAAGAGAGGUUCUUGAGGAUGAAGGAGAUGUGAUUCCUCUUGACAUGAGAAAGUGCAACGGAGAUGUAUUCCUAUGUGACAACGUCUUUGUUGCCAUAGAAGGCAAGAAGAUUGGCGAUAAGUUUGUGGGAUUCAAGACAUACCUCCCGAGUAUAGAAAAGAAAGUGCGCAAAGUACCCAAUAUAGAUAAGAAGGACCUCAAAAUACUGUUUUUUUCGGACUUCCAAGUGAAUGAAAUUAAUGGAAGGAUUCUAGGGAGAAUUUUGAGCAAGACAGCACCAGACAUCGUUGUGCUCAUGGGGAGGCUCUGCCCUGAAAGAUCUUCUUUCAUUCCUUUCACUAGUUUUAGGGAAGGCCUUAGGUCAGCAAGUUCUCAAGUGGAAAUUCCAGACAUCAUCCUAUGCCCUGAUGCAGAUGAUCUUUAUCCAUCAUUCCUUCCAAAGGAGAUAGAAAUACCCGAGGAGCAUGGAAAGUCCAUUAGGGCUGCAACCAAUCCAUUUAUACUCGAAACUCAUGGAUGUUCAAUAGGAGUUAUCCGAGAAGAUGUAUUUAAGUACAAGGAACAAGGAACAUUUAUUGGGAGGAAUUAUGUAGAUUCUUUUGUAAGGACUGUUCUGUCGCAACACAGCUUCAAUCCAUUUGGAAUCUCAAACCUAGACAUUGACGGGGUUCCAGAUGUGUUUAUUGUAGGCCAAGAUUUUUAUCCGUUCGUUACAUCAGUAGAAGACGUAGUAUUUGUGUCUUGUCCUAGCUUCAAGGAGGAAAUGUCCUUUGUAUCCUACGAUACUUCUUCCGGAGACCCCGUUAUUCUUAGCACCAAGCAUCUCUUGAAAUAG
This is a messenger RNA of Encephalitozoon hellem ATCC 50504, 1194 nucleotides long. Its product is annotated as DNA polymerase alpha/epsilon-like protein. The coding region runs from base 1 to 1194 and encodes 397 amino acids. NCBI's taxonomy places the organism in Eukaryota, Fungi, Microsporidia, Unikaryonidae. The transcript has a single exon. The record is from RefSeq and is a predicted model, not a curated record.